This is a messenger RNA of Microtus ochrogaster (prairie vole), 2061 nucleotides long. RefSeq names its product serine protease inhibitor A3F-like. Gene Ontology annotation, molecular function: serine-type endopeptidase inhibitor activity. The record is from RefSeq and is a predicted model, not a curated record. NCBI's taxonomy places the organism in Eukaryota, Metazoa, Chordata, Mammalia, Rodentia, Cricetidae.
UGGACAUAAAUAGGCAUCACUCUACAGUGGGAAGAACAACACAGAUCAUCAGGACCAAGCUGUCGCAAACUCGGGUAGCUGCUUUCAGCUCUGCAGGAUACUAGAGUAAUGGCAGGGAUCUCAACUGAUGUCCUCUCCAGACCAGAUGACAUUUUGGGAAGGGAUGCUGCAGGCCAAGAAAACCAAAACAAGAGAACACCAGUGGACAAUCUAUCAUUGACAUCCAGCAACAAUGACUUCUCCUUCAGCCUCUACAAGGAGCUGGCCUUAAAGAAUCCAGAUAAAAACAUCGUCUUCUCCCCUCUCAGCAUCUCAGCUGCUUUGGCCAUCCUGUCCCUGGGAGCAAGUAGCAAAACUCUGCAAGAGAUUCUCGAAGGUCUCAAGUUCAAUCUCACAGAGACCCCUGAGGCAGACAUUCACCAGGGCUUUGGGCAGCUCCUACUCAUGCUCAGUCAGCCAGGGGACCAAGUGCAGAUCAGCACGGGCAGUGCCAUGUUUGUUGAAAAGCGCCUGCAGAUCUUGGCAGAGUUCAAGGAGAAGGCAAGGGCACUGUACCAGGCCGAGGCCUCAAGUGUCGACUUCCAGCAGCCUCAUGAGGCCAAAAAGCUCAUCAAUGACUAUGUGAGGAAUCAGACCCAGGGGAAGAUCAAGGACCUGAUCUCAGGCCUGGAUAAGAGUGCAUUAAUGGUGCUGGUGAACUACAUCUACUUUAAAGGGAAAUGGAAGUUUCCCUUUGAUCCUCAUGACACAUUUGAAUCUGAGUUUCACUUGGAUAAGGACAGAUCUGUGAAGGUGCCAAUGAUGAAAAUUGAGCGCCUGACCACACCCUACCUCCGGGAUGAGAAGCUCUCCUGCACUGUGGUGGAGCUGAAGUACACAGGCAAUGCUAGCGCCCUGUUCAUCCUCCCUGAUGUGGGCAGGAUGCAGCAGGUAGAAGCCAGCUUGCAGCCAGAGACCCUGAGGAAGUGGAGGGACUCUCUGAGUCCCAGGAUGAUCGAUGAGCUCUAUAUGCCCAAGUUCUCCAUCUCCACUGACUACGGCCUGGAGAAAAUCCUUCCACAGCUGGGCAUCAGAGAAGUCUUCUCCACACAGGCUGACCUGUCUGGGAUCACAGGGUCCAAGAACCUGAGGGUCUCUCAGGUGGUCCACAAGGCUGUGCUGGACGUGGCUGAGACAGGCACAGAAGCAGCAGCUGCCACAGGAUUCAAACUGAUCCCACUCUGUAGGAAAAUUAUUUCUAUGUCAGUGCGUUUCAACAGGCCAUUUUUGAUGUUUGUCUCUGAAGCAAAUACUCAGAUGAUCCUCUUUCUGGCCAAAAUAUCCAACCCCAAGUGUGGCUAGAACUUUCCAAGGUGAGAGCCUUCUGCACAGGUGCCCAGGAGGGAGAAGGCAUGUGGGUGUGUGCAUUUUUGACAAAAUUCUCUGAUUGGCUUUGUACACCUGGCUUGGAUAGUGACUGUGACUAACUCCAUGGCUCCCACAUGCACAGGAGCCUUAGACUUCAGUGUCUGCCUCAGGCCUCCUGGGAGCACCUGCUCAUGUUCUGAACGUGGAAUCUGUCUUAUGUCCUCCUGCUGCUCACUGCCCUGUAUGUGCCUGUACCCAAGUGUGGGCACUGGCAGGCAGGCUCGGUCCCAGUGUAAUCUCUAGGCACAUCUGCUUUCAGCUUCCGUGGCCUUGCUGGGAUCAUGUAAGCUCACAGGCCAAUCCAUGAGGAUCAGGCCCAGGACUGAGAGGGAACCUGCUGCACUGACUCUCAUUCCGGCAUCGGGUACCACCUGGUGACAAGUUCCUGCCUUGUGCUUCCCUCCUCCAGUCCCCAGGCUCUGCAACCCACCCCUUGCAGCAGAUGCUGGCCGUGCCCUUAUCUGACCAAUGUUGCAGGCUUCACUCCUGUUGAAAGGCUGUUGGUCAGAAAAACUCCUUUCCUGAUAGCACCCCUACUUACAGUAGAAUACCCAUUUUCUUAGUCUGCAACUAUCAUCCUCGCAUUCCAGUUUGAUACCCCCGCAUUCCUUACUGUAUAUGCAGGCCUUGCAACAAAGGAUCAAUAAACGGAUA